This is a messenger RNA of Symsagittifera roscoffensis, 1049 nucleotides long. RefSeq names its product prohibitin 1-like. Gene Ontology annotation, biological process: mitochondrion organization. The coding region runs from base 46 to 867 and encodes 273 amino acids. Gene Ontology annotation, cellular component: membrane; mitochondrion. The record is from RefSeq and is a predicted model, not a curated record. The transcript is spliced from 6 exons. Lineage: Eukaryota; Metazoa; Xenacoelomorpha; Acoela; Convolutidae.
CCUAAUUGUUGUGAUAAACUUAUUAAAUAGUAAAUUGUUUUGUAAAUGGCUGCUCUGUUUCGAAACUUGGGUUUCCUUGGAGGAGCGUUGAUGCUCGGAGGAGCUGCAGCUAAUUCUGUUCUCUAUAACGUGGAUGGUGGUCAUCGUGCUGUAAUUUUUGAUCGGUUUUCUGGAAUCAAACAAAAUGUCACAGGAGAAGGGACGCAUUUUCUUAUUCCAUUGAUCCAGACACCAGUAAUUUUUUCCGUCCGAUCAACACCCCGCAAUGUUACAGUAGUAACUGGAAGUAAAGAUUUGCAAAACGUGAACAUCACUCUUCGAAUCCUCUACCGACCAGUUCCAGAAGCUCUACCCUCUAUUUACAGGGAUAUUGGGAAAGAGUACGCCGAGAAAGUUUUUCCUUCGAUUACAACUGAAGUUCUAAAAUCCGUAGUAGCUCAGUACGACGCUUCCGAGCUGAUCACUCAGCGUGAACUCGUCUCAAAGACAGUUCGUGAGACACUUUCAGAGAGGGCAGCUUCUUUCGGAAUUGUGUUGGACGACAUUUCUCUCACUCACUUGAACUUUGGCCGAGAGUUCACAGAGGCAGUUGAGGCCAAACAGGUAGCUCAACAAGAAGCAGAAAGAGCCAAGUUUUUGGUUCAGAAGGAGGAGCAAGUGAAGUUGGCCCGAAUCAUAGCGGCUGAGGGGGACUCUAAAGGUGCAGACUUGUUGGCGAAGGCGCUGAACGAGGCAGGUGAAGGACUGAUCGAGCUGAGAAAGAUAGAAGCAGCAGAGGAGAUUGCGAACAACUUGGCCAAGCAACGCAAUGUGUCUUACCUGCCGAAAGGACAGAACAUUCUGAUGAACCUCCCGACACUCAAUUAGUCCGAAAAGACUAAAUAGAAUAAUAACUGUUGCUUUCAAUGCAAGAAAACUUGAAAAUUAAAAGAGAUGAAUUGUUCGUUCUUGAUGAAUUGUUACCGAGACUUCUAUUGCCGAUUUGUAUCAGUUUGCAAUUGACCGCGGCUUCAAAAUGUCAAAAGAUCUUAAUUCAAAAUUCUAAGCGA